UUUUUUUCUUUUUUUUUAAAUUUUUAUUUUUGGGAAUCUAAGUUUUACAUUGUGGCUUGAUACUUUAGAGAAGUGAGAUAGUCGUUCCUUGCUCCAAUAAAUUAGGGUAAUUUCCCAAUUUCUCAAUUCGCCAAAUCUCAACUCCCCUACUUCCCACCUAUUCGCCAAUUUGACGUCGAUGAAUAACGUUGCUACUUAAUCGAAGACGGCGAUAUUUGUGAUCUCCCUCGCUUCCAUAGAUUCCACUUCAGUGAACUUGAAGAGGGUUUGACUCAGAGAUGCCGAAGUUUCAUGUUGGUGGGAAAGUAGUUGACGGAGUUGAUUUGUUGAGGAAGAAGCAGAAUCUAUGUAGACUCGAUGUGUGGCCAUUUGCCAUUCUAUAUGUUCUUUGGCUGGCAAUGAUUGUUCCUAGUUUAGAGAUAACUGAUGCUUUGAUAGUUCUUGGUAGUCUUAUUACCUUCCACAUCUUGAUUCUGCUGUUCACAGCGUGGUCUGUUGAUUUCAAAUGCUUUGUACAAUAUAAUAAGAUUGAUGAUAUUCACCAAGCAAAUUUCUGCAAAAUUACUCCAGCUAAGUUCUGUGGUUCAAAGGAAAUUGUCCCUCUAGAGUUCCGUAAAAUUGUAGCCACAGAGGAUACAGAAGAAAUUUUCUUUGAUUUUCGAAAGCAAAGAUUUAUCUAUUCAAAUGAAAACGAAACAUUCUACAAGCUUCCUUUUCCCACAAAAGAAACAUUUGGAUAUUACCUCAAAAAUACUGGACAUGGCUCUGAAGCUAAAGUUAAUGUUGCCACCGAGAAAUGGGGUCGCAAUGUAUUUGAGUACCCCCAACCUACUUUUCAGAAACUUAUGAAAGAACACUGCAUGGAGCCAUUUUUUGUAUUCCAGGUCUUCUGUGUAGGUCUCUGGUGUUUAGAUGAAUAUUGGUACUACAGUUUGUUCACUUUGUUCAUGCUGUUUAUGUUUGAGUCAACUAUGGCAAAAAGUCGUUUAAAAACUUUAACAGAGCUUAGGCGUGUACGAGUUGAUAGCCAGACCCUAAUGGUUCAUCGUUGUGGCAAGUGGGUAAAGCUUUCUGGGACAGAUCUUCUUCCUGGAGAUGUUAUUUCUAUUGGACGCUCAACUGGUCAAUCUGGUGAGGAUAAGUCUGUACCUGCAGACAUGCUAUUGUUAGCUGGAAGUGCUAUUGUUAAUGAGGCCAUUCUAACAGGCGAGUCUACUCCUCAGUGGAAGGUAUCCAUUGCAGGCAGAUCUAUUGAAGAAAAGCUAUCAAUUAAACGAGACAAAAACCAUGUACUUUUUGGUGGUACUAAAGUUUUGCAGCAUACUCCAGAUAAGUCCUUUCCUCUGAAAACCCCUGAUGGUGGCUGUGUAGCUGUUGUCUUACGAACUGGAUUUGAGACAAGUCAAGGGAAGUUGAUGCGCACAAUAUUAUUUUCUACUGAGAGAGUUACAGCUAAUAGUUGGGAAAGUGGAUUGUUCAUAUUAUUCUUGGUUGUAUUUGCUGUUAUAGCUGCUGGUUAUGUGCUGAAGAAGGGGCUGGAAGACCCUACAAGGAGCAGAUAUAAACUUAUUCUCAGUUGUUCGCUGAUUAUAACUUCUGUUAUACCCCCUGAGCUUCCAAUGGAAUUAUCUAUAGCUGUUAAUACUUCCCUAAUUGCUUUAGCAAGGCGUGGCAUAUUUUGCACUGAGCCAUUCCGAAUUCCAUUUGCUGGAAAGGUUGAUAUAUGUUGCUUUGAUAAAACAGGAACCCUUACUUCUGAUGAUAUGGAAUUUUCUGGUGUUGUUGGGUCCACUGAAAGUAUGGAACUAGAAUCAGACAUGAAAAGAGUGCCUGGUCAAACUCUGGAAAUUCUUGCUUCUUGUCAUGCAUUAGUCUUUGUGGACAACAAAUUGGUUGGAGAUCCUCUUGAGAAAGCUGCACUCAAAGGAAUUGACUGGUCCUACAAAUCUGAUGAGAAGGCCAUGCCUAAAAAAGGAAAUGGUAGUCCCGUGCAGAUUGUUCAGAGACAUCACUUUGCAUCUCACUUAAAACGAAUGGCAGUUAUUGUGCGUGUUGAGGAGAAUUUCAUGGCUUUUGUGAAGGGUGCACCUGAAACUAUCCAAGAUAGGCUCAUAAGCUUGCCACCAUCAUAUAUUGAUACCUACAAAAAGUAUACUCGUCAAGGAUCUAGGGUUUUGGCUCUAGCAUACAAACCCCUUCCAGAGAUGACAGUCAGUGAAGCCAGAAACCUGGAUAGAGAUGUGGUGGAAAAAGAUUUAACUUUUGCUGGUUUUGCGGUUUUCAACUGUCCAAUUCGCUCUGACUCGGCUUCAAUAUUGUCUGAACUAAAAGGGUCUUCACAUGAUUUGAUAAUGAUUACCGGUGAUCAAGCAUUAACUGCUUGUCAUGUUGCGGGUCAAGUGCAUAUCAUUUCUAGACCAGCACUAAUUCUAUCUCCUUCCAGAGCUGGUGACAAAUAUGAUUGGAUUUCACCAGAUGAAACUGAGACUAUACCUUUUAGUGCAGAAGAGGUUGAAGCCUUGUCUGACACACAUGAUCUUUGUAUUGGUGGUGAUUGCUUUGAGAUGCUGCAGCGUACAUCUGCUGUUUUGCAAGUUGUACCAUUUGUCAAGGUUUUUGCUAGGGUUGCUCCUGAGCAGAAAGAGCUCAUUAUGACCACGUUAAAAACUGUAGGAAGGAUGACAUUAAUGUGUGGUGAUGGGACCAAUGAUGUUGGUGCUCUGAAGCAGGCACAUGUUGGGGUGGCUUUGCUGAACGCAGUGGCUCCAAAUCCAACUGGAGAUUCCUCUGGUAAAAAUAAUUCUACUACAUCCAAGCCCAAGAAAACGAAGCUUUCUUCCGACGAUAAGAAAGCUUCCAGUGUUAAUGGUGAAGGCUCUUCAAGAAAGAAAUCUACUCAAAAAGCUGAAUCCUCGAGCCAAGCAACUAGUAGCAAGCAUUUGACUGCUGUCGAGUUACAGAAACAGAAGCUGGAGAAAAUGCUGGAAGAGAUGAAUGAUGAGGGUGACGGUCGUUCGGCCCCCAUCGUCAAGCUAGGGGAUGCCUCUAUGGCUUCGCCUUUCACUGCCAAGCAUGCAUCUGUAGCCCCGACUACGGAUAUCAUACGUCAGGGUAGGAGUACUCUUGUUACCACACUUCAGAUGUUCAAGAUCCUCGGCCUUAACUGCCUAGCAACCGCCUAUGUCCUUAGUGUAAUGUACUUGGACGGCGUCAAGCUUGGAGAUGUCCAGGCAACUAUCAGUGGGGUUUUCACUGCUGCCUUCUUCCUGUUCAUCUCUCAUGCUCGCCCUCUUCAAACCCUUUCGGCCGAGCGUCCUCACCCGAAUAUAUUCUGCUACUAUGUGUUCCUCUCUCUACUUGGACAGUUUUCUGUCCAUCUCCUCUACUUAAUUAGUGCCGUCAAGGAGGCGGAGAAGUAUAUGCCUGAAGAGUGUAUUGAGCCGGACUCUGAUUUCCACCCAAACCUUGUAAACACAGUUUCGUACAUGGUUGGAUUAAUGUUGCAAGUGGCUACUUUUGCAGUGAAUUACAUGGGGCAUCCUUUCAAUCAGAGCAUUACAGAAAACAAGCCCUUCCUUUAUGCUCUUGUAGCAGCAGUCGGCUUCUUCGUUGUCAUCUCAUCCGAUCUGUUCCGUAGUCUCAAUGACUCAUUAAAGCUGGUACCCAUGCCCCCGGCAUUGAGGGAUAAAUUGUUGAUUUGGGCUUUCGUUAUGUUUUUGUGUUGCUAUUUCUGGGAAAGGUUAUUAAGAUGGGCAUUCCCUGGAAAAAUGCCCGCGUGGAGAAAACGCCAGCAGCAAGCUGUGGCUACCUUGGAUAAGAAGAAGAAUAUUUAAGUUUCAGCAUAAAUGAUUUGCAGAUUAUUUUGAGCGGGCGGACUGUCGUCGGACAUUUUUGUUAGAAUAUGUUUUUUUAUAUAACAAUGGGAGGAAUUUAUUGUGCCCUCUUUUCCCCUUCAGGCAGCCAUAGCAGUUGAGCUAUUAGUGGAUAUUUAACUUGCGCCAUGAUAGGGUUUUAUAAUUUUUAUUAGGACUUUUGUUUCAUUUUUAUUAUUAAACAAUAUUAUAGUAUUUCAUAUUUGUUACUCCCUC
This is a messenger RNA of Amaranthus tricolor (Joseph's coat), 4088 nucleotides long. Its product is annotated as probable manganese-transporting ATPase PDR2. Bases 279 to 3833 code for a protein of 1184 amino acids. Gene Ontology annotation, cellular component: endoplasmic reticulum membrane. Lineage: Eukaryota; Viridiplantae; Streptophyta; Magnoliopsida; Caryophyllales; Amaranthaceae. The transcript has 22 exons. Gene Ontology annotation, biological process: intracellular calcium ion homeostasis. Gene Ontology annotation, molecular function: ATP hydrolysis activity; P-type ion transporter activity; ATP binding. The record is from RefSeq and is a predicted model, not a curated record.